Molecule: messenger RNA, 2697 nt
Organism: Xiphias gladius (swordfish)
Lineage: Eukaryota; Metazoa; Chordata; Actinopteri; Istiophoriformes; Xiphiidae
Product: free fatty acid receptor 2
Exons: 2
Coding region: 303-1316 (337 amino acids)
Biological process (GO): G protein-coupled receptor signaling pathway; cellular response to fatty acid
Cellular component (GO): plasma membrane
Molecular function (GO): G protein-coupled receptor activity
Source: RefSeq, a predicted model, not a curated record
AGAGUUGAGCUUUGGUCACACAUGAGCACUUCUAAGAAACGCAGCUCAUUACACAAAGGAGCUCAUAGCCCUCGAGGAAACGAUGACCGUUGGUUUACUGGUGGAGACAGGAAAACUACGCCGACCCCAUAAGAAACCUUCAUCUCCUGUGGUUCUGACUGCCUGACAGAUCAAACCUCCCUGUGCUGAAGUGUACGCCCCCCCCCCUCCCUCCCCAAACCACCCAACCCAUCUUCCGGAGUCAAGGACAUAAUGUGAUACGUCGAUCCCUGACUGGCUGACUAACUUACACUGGGGCCAACAUGCAGGAGUGUCACAGUGGGCUGUGUCUGUCUGUCUACAUCAUCACCUUUGUGCUGGGCUUCCCGGCCAACAGCCUUGCUUUCUACACUUUCUGCAAGAAAGUGAGGCAAAAACCCACACCGAUUGACAUCCUGCUCCUCAACCUGACCAUCUCUGACCUCCUCUUUCUCCUCUUCCUGCCCUUUAAGAUGCAGGAAGUGAUGAAUAACAUGAUGUGGGACAUGCCCUACGCCCUAUGCCCGCUGUCUGGCUUCAUCUUCUACAUGACCAUCUACAACAGCACCUUAUUCCUCACUGCGGUCAGCAUGGAGCGUUACCUGGGCGUGGCUUUCCCCAUCCAGCACUCCUUGAGGCGGCGACCUAUGUAUGCUGUUGCUGCCAGCAUCUUCUUCUGGUUUUUUUCCAUUUUCCACCUGAGCAUUGUGUUCAUCGUGCCCUUUAUCCGCUCUGAAAUGUCCCAGAAUAACACCUCAGGCCAAAAUGCCACAAAUAGCUCUAGCAAUGGUAGCAACGUGUGUUAUGAGAACUUCUCGGAGGUUCAGUUGAAUGUCCUCCUGCCUGUGCGUCUGGAGCUCUGUCUGGUACUAUUCUGCAUCCCUUUCCUGAUAUGCAGUUUCUGCUACAUCAACUUCAUCAGGAUUUUGUCCAAGCUGCAGCACAUUGACAGGCGCCGGCGCCUCCGGGCCAUUGGCAUGGCUUUAGGAACACUGUUGGUGUUCGCUUUAUGUUUUGGCCCCUACAACGUCUCACACAUUGUGGGUUUUAUUACAUGGAAAAGUCCCGACUGGAGAGACAAGGCCCUGCUGUGCAGCACCUUUAAUGCCUGUCUGGACCCGCUUAUUUUCUACUUCUCCUCCUCUGCUGUAAGAGGGACUGUGGGUAGUGUGAUAGAAGGGGUUAAACGUCGCUUAAACAGGUGCAUGUCCUGUCACAUGCUACAGGGAUUGUUGGGGGGAAAUAACAAGACUGCAAAAGAUAAGGAACACACACAAGAGGAGAUCAAUGCUAUCUGAGCUGACUGAAAGGGAGCUCAGGGCAGCUGCCUUCGCUAAUUUGUUAUUUCUUCAUCCCUGGAAGCAGGAAAUUAAUGCGAUGUUUGUGUUUUUGAACGUGAGAAAAUUACUUGACAUACUGUAUACAGACCGGCGUGUCUGUGUUUGACUCUUUGAUUAACUUCCUAUGUGGAAACGAGACAAGAGAGGACACCUUCUGUCUGUCUGAGCUGGCCACAGCAAUUUUUAUGCAGUGUGAUGUGUAAAGCCACAGGGACAGGCCACUUUGAACUGUCACAUUCAAAUGAAAAAUAUUUCUUACACAGCAGCAAGAUUUCAUAAGAUCUCCAUUUAUGCAGUCAGGUAUUGUGCUGCACUGCGGUAGAGACGCCAACAAAAUGAAUAUCUAAGCAACAGCUUUUUUUUGACGUCAUCUCCAGGCAAAAAGAGAUAAAGGUCUCCUACCAGCCUCAAGCGUGAACGGGGUGUGUCAUCUGUUUUUAACAACAUGUUCAUUAUGUGUCAGGUGUUCUGGUAAAAACAGAGACCUUUAGUGCGGGAUCUGAAAGAAGAUUCAAGCAUGUUGAAAAUGACAGGGCUUUGUACAAUGCUAAAAAAGAACGUAUAUGCAGCCAUUAUACAGUUUGUUUUUUAUGUGAACAGACAAUAUAUUUGAGAAUUUUAUACUUUUUCUUACAUGAUUAUGGACAUUCUCAUGCAGAUUCUAGUUUACAUAAUAUUAAAUAUAUGCUAUAUUUUGUUUAGAAGCAUUUUGUCGAACGCCAUACAUGGCCAUGUUUAAACCAUAUGUGGUACUAAAUGGGCAUUAUUGUGUGAAUAUAUGUAUGAGUUCAUGUAAUAUGUCUUAAAGCUAUAUGACAGGGGUUGUAAUUACAUAAGACAAAAUAUAAACACACUAUUUUCAAAUCUUAUAAACAAAUAUAUUUUACAUAAUCAAAUUCAUCGACCCUUUUGUUAAGAUGUAAGUCAGGUUUUUCUUUUGUGCUUCUUUGUCCAUACAUGAGUGAGUGUGCAUGAGAGAAGAGAUGUAAAGACAAACCAUGCAAAAACAUAUCAUGUAUUGAUUCAUUUACAUAAUUUAUGACUAUUAGAUGGUUUUGCAUGAGCAGUAGUCCGGUACAAGGUGACUGUGUUUCCUUGUGUUUGUGCAUUAAAGAAGACAGAUAAGGACUUAUUUCUCUUUUGUAAGAGUGAGUGAUGAAUGUAAAUAUUGCAUGUAAAUAUCCACUGCAUCAUACGAACUUAGACAUGACCCCCAGAUAACCAGUAAUGUUGUACACCUUUUUUAUAUACAGUAUAAUGACAUGUAUAAAAGUAGUUGAGAAUAAAAAAAUAAGGAUUAGGUAUGAGCAAUAGCAAAUUUAUUGCAAUUGACAUCACC